Messenger RNA from Liolophura sinensis, 1405 nucleotides. RefSeq names its product polyprenol reductase-like. The record is from RefSeq and is a predicted model, not a curated record. Gene Ontology annotation, biological process: dolichol-linked oligosaccharide biosynthetic process; polyprenol catabolic process. The coding region runs from base 202 to 1095 and encodes 297 amino acids. Lineage: Eukaryota; Metazoa; Mollusca; Polyplacophora; Chitonida; Chitonidae. The transcript is spliced from 5 exons. Gene Ontology annotation, molecular function: 3-oxo-5-alpha-steroid 4-dehydrogenase activity. Gene Ontology annotation, cellular component: endoplasmic reticulum.
UGAAUUCAUGCGGUGCACCUAUUAAUGUGCUCUCCCUCCCCCCGCCACCAGUUGUGGUCGGAAUGCAAUCUUUGCUCGCCAAAGCGGAACGAUCUUCCCUUAUCAAGCUUCUGCCUAUUUUUUUUUUCUGCAGCUCAAAAUGUGACUGUCAGUCGAUUUAAUCCGUCAGAAGGCAACCAGGCCAGCUAGCGUCAACGACAAAUGGCGGCCCGUGAAGCGUUUGGCGUCCCUCUGCCCGGCAUAGAGGUGUUCUGGGCGUCAUUGUCAGGUGCCUACUUUCUAGCUGGUCUCUACGACGGAGUUGCGGACAAGGGAACAGUUUCUGGUCGGGAUUUCAGCGGACAAACUGGCCUGCUGCGAUUUGCUAAACGGCCUGUAAAACGCUGGUUCUUAGCCCUGGGUGUGAACCUAGUCCUGGUAUACUCUGCACUUAGGGCGUACGUCAGUGGGGUGCCGGCCUAUGGAUGGGUGUCCGCUGCUGUGGACAGUGUCUCUCUGGCAGACGCACAACCAGAAGAUCAUUUGUCAGUGGUGUUAGCCAGUGGCCUCCUCACCAUCCACCUCAUACAGAAGCUCGAUCAGAGUGUCUUUGUACACGUGUACAGUUCUUCCACCCAGGGACCUCUUGACUUCCUAGCCCCCUACCUCUAUGCAGCUGGGGUCUCCCUAACCCUUUUUGCUCAGGCUCCUGCCUUACAUGGCACCACAGAGCCUUGGUUUCAUUGGUCUUCGUUCAAAUGGUAUCACUUACUUGGCGUGGGUUUGUUUGCCUGGGUGACAUAUCAGGACCACGCCUGCCAGCCUGCCCUCUCCAACACCAGACGCAACAGAGCUGGUCACAUAGUAACUGUGGACCACAAGCUGCCUAAGGGAGGAUGGUAUGACACUGUGGCCUGCCCGGGGUACCUGAUGACAGUGCUCUCCCAUGUGGCUAUAGGUGUCACCCUGGGCCCCCAGCAUGGCAGCUGGUGGGUGUGCACUGGCUACGUCACCAUCAGUCAUGUGGUGCGUGCCCUGGAGAGACGAAGGUGGUACCGACUCAAGUAUGAGGACUUUCCUCGCUCGAGGAAAGCGAUAUUUCCAAAAUUGCUUUAAUUCUUGUAUGUGGGUAUUUUGGGUUUUUCUUUUCUAUCAUAUAACAUACUCAUAUGAACACUCUAUAGCAUACUAAGUUUUUGUGUAGAGAUUGAUUUGAGCGUAGGCAAAUAGGACCAUCAUUGAUUGGUUGAUUUGAGUGUAGACAAACAGGACCAUCACUGAUUGGUUGAUUUGAGUAUAGGCAAACAGGACCAUCACUGAUUGGUUGAUUUGAGUGUAGGCAAACAGGACCAUCACUGAUUGGUUGAUGGUGAAAAUGAAAGAUGUAGGGUUAAAGCUGGUGUAGCGGUCACAUUUCGAAGACCAC